GCGGCGCCUGGAGACUGUCGGAUCUCGAUUAAUCCAGUGCCUCGGCGCUUCGGAGCUCCUCGACACCGAGGAGUCGAAGCCCCCUGCGCAGUGGCUGACAGCUCUGGAGGAGGAGUGGCCGGGUUCAGGCUUUGUGCUGACAGACCUAUCGGCUCUACAGGCACAGACAUUACAAGGGGCUUCUGCCGACUUCGAGCACUUCCCAAACGGGACUGGGAUUGCUGUGGUCAUGGACCUGGGCUUCGGCAGUGCCAUGCAUUGGGAGGUCAUGGCCAUGCAGACGGGGAAGGACGACCUUCCGGGGGCGCUCACGGCGUUGACCGCCCUCCGCGCACGGCGCCUGCAGCGCAAUCGCGUGGCGGAGGUGGCGCAAGAAGCAUCCGCUGCGCUGCCCGCGGUGCCCUUCGCUGCCGCGCUGACACUACCGAAGCCCAAG
Molecule: messenger RNA, 436 nt
Organism: Symbiodinium sp. CCMP2456
Lineage: Eukaryota; Dinophyceae; Suessiales; Symbiodiniaceae
Source: the annotation of a GenBank genome assembly